UAAGAAAAAGCACUUCCGGUCCAAUUUUUCUCAAGAACGUGCUGACGACUUGAUUGUCCUUGGAGAAAAACACUGAGCUGCUUGAAGUUGCAAUAUGGGAAACUUGUCAAAAAUUGUGGACUCCCUGCCAGAGCACUAUGGGUGUGUUAUCUUCACAGGUGUGGCAAGUACUUUUAUCAACAUGUGGAUGGGUAUCAAUGUAGCCAAGGCCAGGAAGACGUAUGAAAUUCCAUAUCCUAACAUGUACAGUCCUGACAAUAAAAUGUUCAACUGCAUUCAGCGAGCACAUCAGAACACACUAGAAAGCUACCCACAAUUCCUGAUGCUGUUAUUUAUUGGUGGACUCCAGUACCCUAGAACAUCUGCCUGUGCAGGGACCCUGUAUUAUAUCAGUAGAAUUGCCUUUGCCAAGGGCUACUAUACAGGAGAACCCGAGAAGAGGCGGUGGGGAUCCUUUGGAUACAUUGGACUGAUCACCAUGCUGGGUUGUACAGUGGGCGUCGCCCUCCGACAACUCAAAGUCUUUCCUCAUUGAAUGUCCAUUUAAUGGAAACCUGACUUUUUUUGUUGUGCUGUGCAUAAUUAGAUCAUAUAGCAUUUGUUGUUAGACAAUUGAAAAUGGUUAAUUGAUUAAUGUUUCUUUUUACUUCUAUACUUGCUGAUACUACAUGUAUUUAUAUCAACUUUUUUUUACUUUUGUACUGAUGUUUAUUUUGACACUGGUAAAUAUUCUUACACACACAAAAAAACUAGCAGUAGAUUAUAAUUUAUCAACAAAAACUUUUUUUGCGUGUUGAUGCAUAUUGAUUUGUAUGUCAGUUUCAUUAGUACAUUAAAUGUAAUGAUCUUAAUAUACUUUUAAGUAUUAGUUUUUGCAGUUAAAAAAGAAUUGUGAAAACUGAAUUGCAACACACUGUGGGUAAUAUCAUUGUUUGAAAAAAUCAUGCUAGUGCAGAUUUUAAGCAUGAUCAAUGGAACUGACAUUGUAUGUCUGUCCUGUCAGCUGGUAAUUUAUUAAUUUUAGUCAGUUUUCAUGUCCAUUUAAUUUGCAUUGAGUUUUGUAAGAUUUAAAUAACCGUCCUUCUAUGCAGUUGUAAGGACAAUAAAAGUGCCAUCAUUAAUAAAAGGAAAUAAAAAUU
This is a messenger RNA of Saccostrea cuccullata (small rock oyster), 1139 nucleotides long. Its product is annotated as glutathione S-transferase 3, mitochondrial-like. Gene Ontology annotation, cellular component: nuclear envelope; endoplasmic reticulum; membrane. The record is from RefSeq and is a predicted model, not a curated record. Lineage: Eukaryota; Metazoa; Mollusca; Bivalvia; Ostreida; Ostreidae. The coding region runs from base 95 to 535 and encodes 146 amino acids. Gene Ontology annotation, molecular function: glutathione transferase activity; glutathione peroxidase activity. The transcript is spliced from 6 exons.